CGAGAUUAUAUUCGAGCUCAAGAGCGCAAGGUACAAAAAGAACGAGAAGCUGAAGGAGACGAAUUCGAAGGAAUGGAAACUUUCAUAACACCAGCUGAUCGUUUUGUAGAAGAGAAGGAUGCAGCUGGAGCGAAAGAUAUAACAUCAUUUUAUAGGAAAUUAUUAGAUCAAACUAGUUCAUCAAAAACUGCAGCCAUAGAAGCAAGUUAUUCUAAGAAGUCAAAGUUAAGAGCAGCUAGUAAAAUG
This is a messenger RNA of Acaulospora morrowiae, 246 nucleotides long. Lineage: Eukaryota; Fungi; Glomeromycota; Glomeromycetes; Diversisporales; Acaulosporaceae. The record is from the annotation of a GenBank genome assembly.